AUGUCAAGUUCAAACAAUCAAGAAGCUCUUGAGCAAUUUAAAGUAAUAGCUGGCUUGGAAUCAGAUGAUUCUUCUAGUGACACCGAUGCCAAAAUUCACCGCCUACUAACAGUUCAUGAUCACGAUUUGAAUAAUGCCAUCUUGACAUACUUGGAAUCCGGGUUUGACACAGUUGAAUCGGCUCGAACACAUUUACAAAAUGACAUAGGCUCAAGUUCGGCGAUUGAUACGAGAGAGAUUGAGGAUAUAAAUGGUGGUGGAUAUCACGACAACGACGAUGGCGAUGACGAAGCCGUUGGUGAACUAAUACAUCGAUCAGCAUCAACAAGAACUAGGGGCGAGUAUGUCAAUUUGCAAAGCCAAAUGUUUCUCAACUCACUUAUGCCUCGAUUGCCUAAAGCGCCUCAAAUAUCGACGCGUUGGCAGUUGGACGUGGGCAUUCAUAGUUCUCUUAUUCAUGAACGUGAAGAGAAACAGAAACGAGAAUUGUACAGAGAGAAGGAAUCAGAUGAUGAAACAGUGGUGGAACAAAGUCGCAAAGUGAAAAGUGACACGUCAAGUAGUAGGUUAAGUACUAAUACUACCACCAAUACUGCUCGCAGCAGCUCUAUUUUGAACACCUUAUGGAUCAUCUUGUUGAUUAUACCCAAAAAUAUCCUUCUGGUGAUUAUCAGCUCUAUCAAAUUCUUUUUCGGUUUUGGCUGGAGUAGCAGUGAUGAAUAUGACAAUAAUUUUAAAUUUAAUCGACUGUUUGAUUUUGACAAGUUUCAUCCCGAUUAUUCAUACUUGUCGACAUUGAAAGAAAAGGAGGAACUGAAAGAGCAAGCCCAUGCAAUUGACUUGUACGAUAUAACCGAGUCAGGAUUCAACGAAUUGCACUCUCAUUGCCAAAAGGAAUAUGACUGGCUAUUGGUUGUCUUGACUAAUGACUCAAUUGAAAAUACCAAUUUUGUCAAUCGGUUACUCAAGAACUCCGUAUUCAAAAAGUCAUUCAACAGAGACACUGGAGAAUCCAAAUCAACAAAGUUGUAUUUUGCCAAUGUUGAUCAUUCACCAGAAGCUUGGGAAAUUGGACAAACAUAUAAAAUCAAGAAAACGCCAUAUGUAAUGCUUGUUGCUAAUGUGUCUGCUAGUCCUGAUGUCAUGGCAUCAAUGUCAAUUGUUUACAAAUCCAACUUGUCGAAACAAUUUAUUAUUGAUGACGAAUUGAAUGUGACUGUGAUGAAGAUUGCCAAGUAUUUGGCCAAGAAUAUCGACAAGUACAACCCUCAAUUAGUUGCAGCGAGGUACGAUAAACAAGAGACAGAUUUUGGUCGAUUGAUUAGACAACAACAAGAUGAUGCAUACACUCAAUCAUUAUUAAAAGACAAAUUGAAGAAGCAAAAACGUGAUGAAGAAUUGCGCUUGAAACAGGAGGCGGAAAACUUGAUCAAGUUAAGACGCUGGUUUUUAUUCAAUUUGAUCAAAGACAACCACAUUGAUAGCUUAACUGAUGGUACCAAUGACUCACUCUUACGUGUGGCUGUUAAACUACCCAGUGGUAAACGAUUGAUUGAACAAUUUAACAAGUCAAUAUCGAUACUGCAAUUUUUCAUCUACAUCGAACUCAAGUUAUUCAUUGAGGAAAUGACAUUGGAAUUGAAUCAUGCUAAUGAAAAUUGGUUACAAGAUGAAGCAAUGAUUGAUGAAUUGAUCACUGAAUUGGAGCUGGACUUAUCCAAGGAAUGCAGAUGUAAAUUCGAUGAUGUGCAACAUUAUUAUACGGAAAAUCCAUUUAAAUUUGAAGUUGUGCAACCAUAUCCUAAAAAAAUCAUUUUUUGUGAUUCAAAUUUGACUAUUGGACAAGUGCCUGAAUUCAAAGGUGCUAAUUUCUUAGUUGAACAUAUAGUGGAAGAAGAGGAUGAUGAAGAAGACAAUGGAGAUGAAGACGAAGAUGCUGAAAAGGACUGA
Messenger RNA from Lodderomyces margitis, 1950 nucleotides. RefSeq lists its product as uncharacterized. NCBI's taxonomy places the organism in Eukaryota, Fungi, Ascomycota, Pichiomycetes, Serinales, Debaryomycetaceae. The transcript has a single exon. Gene Ontology annotation, cellular component: endoplasmic reticulum. The coding region runs from base 1 to 1950 and encodes 649 amino acids. Gene Ontology annotation, molecular function: ubiquitin binding. The record is from RefSeq and is a predicted model, not a curated record.